This is a messenger RNA of Porites evermanni, 3065 nucleotides long. The record is from the annotation of a GenBank genome assembly. Lineage: Eukaryota; Metazoa; Cnidaria; Anthozoa; Scleractinia; Poritidae.
CAGGACUCAGAGUCGGCCGCCAUAUUGUCCACAAAAUUUCACGUAAACCUCUCUCAAACCUCGGCAGUCGCUCAUAUACCAGAAAAAUAAUUAUCGUCAAGGCUUUCCUGACCCUUUUGCAGUUAUGGUGAGUUAACAUACCUAUGUAUUUUUGGGGUAAUAAGCACAAACUCGAAAGUUUGAGAAAAGUUAAACGCUUGAAGGUAAAAGACUUCAAAGCGCGCAUACAGGCUUACAUGUAAAAUGCUGCCCCAUGUUAUUUUGUAGUCGAAGAAACGAGGCCUGAGUUUGGAAGAGAAAAGAACACGACUCUUAGAACUUUUCUAUGAAAAGGUAAGGUACUGUUGUUUGCAAAUAAGCCAAACUAAAACAGGUCCAAGAAAUAACAAAUGUCCCCCCGGAUGAGGACCUGACUUUCCUCCUUACCCCUGCAGUAUUCUUUAAACUCGGAGUCCCCCCUAACAACUUCAUACGAAAUGGUUGUAUCGCAAAAGAAUUUCGUGAAAAGACACAUACUCCUCCAGAAUGCCAUAAAAUGUGUCUCCACUCCUAAAGAAUGCCCCUUAAAAUCAGCAUUGACCCCUCUCCUGAAGAAUUCCACCACCUAAGUCAUCACCUGACUCGUCUGGAGAAUGCUUGUAUUCCAUAACCUCAAUCCCAGGGUUUUUCACAAGAAAUAAAGGGCAGGAAAUAAAACCCCAAUAGCUAAGGAUAACUCCCUUCCUUGUAUUUGCUUUACCCCCACCCCCCUCAGACAAAGUAGCAAAUAAGUGCCCCUCCUCAUUCCUGCUCUCUUUCUUUAAUAACCUUUUAAGUCCCAAGAGUGACCAACAUCAAUUUUCUCCUAACAACAUCAAUGCAUUAUCAAGAGAGAUAAGGUUAUGAGAAUUAUCAAAAUGUUCACCUAAAAACAGUUUCUUUUCCAUUUAAUUAAAAUCUACAAACAAAUUGAAAAAAGGUGGCAGUAAGGCCAAGUGGUCAGCGCGUGGAACUUGCAAUUUGGUAGUCCCAGGUUCGAGUCCCACUCUGGCCACUUGCUGGAUUUGUUCUUGGUUGUCGCGAGUUCAAAUCCUUGGCCUCGCUUGUAAAUAGCCAACAGGUUGCCUCCUGCCAGUUGGGGUUUUUAAUCCUGUUAUGUUGUAUUUAUAUUAUUUGUUUCUAAGUAUUUGAGUGGAGUGCCUGUAAACUAGCUGGAUAAGCAAAGUGCAAUUUCCACUAUAAACAAACUUUUAAUUAAUUUUUCUAAUUUUUUUUAAAGUCCAUUGCAUUUCACCCUUUUCUCACUCUCCUUGCAGAUCAAGUUCUUUAAAGUCAAUCAUCUGUUCUUUUCAAAAUUUUUAUAUGCUUAUUAAAAAGUAUUAACUUUACAUUGCUUUUUAUACUUUUCAUUUUAACAGAAAGAAUUUUUUCUGCUCAAGGAGCUAGAGAAAAUUGCACCAAAGGAAAAAGGAAUAAGUAAGUAGGCUAAAAGAAAUUCAGAAAUUACAUAAUUUUUGCAAAAUUUGUUUCAGGUAUCAUUAAUAAUAACUUUUGUCUUUUGUAGCAUCCAUGUCUGUUAAGGAAGUUUUACAAAGCUUGGUUGAUGAUAAUCUAGUAGACACUGAUAAAAUUGGUACUUCCAUUUAUUUUUGGGCUUACCCAAGCAAGGCCAUGCAUACAGUAAGUCUUGACCGUCAUUUAUAUCAGUCCUUUAAGCAUCAACGGUAAUGAGCAACCAAUGUUUAUUUCAUUGUACUUACACCUUGCAGCGUCAGCAAAAGCUUCAACAGCUCACAGAUCAAAUCAGUGAAUGUGAAAAGAAAAUUGCCUCUACAACAAAGCUUUUGAAGCAAGCUAAAAGUGGCAGAGAGCAGUCAGUAAGUACAAAGGACCAACUUUUUGUAUUGUCAUUAUAUUCAAGCACUAGCAUAUGUAUGUAAAAAAUAAGAACACUUCUACUCCUAUGCUACCUGUCAUCCUUGGUUCUCCACACAUUUUACCGUUGUUCUUGCGAUGUUGUUCUGACAACCUAAUAAUAAGCACCCAUCUCAAAAUAAUUAUUUAUGAAUGCUUAUCUGUUAUUUCUAUUUUUGCUCUUUUACCAUGCUCUAUGUAAGUAUAAGAUAUAGAGCUUCAGUUUAUUGAAGAAAAAAGUAAUUAGCAUCCACUUUGAUAACCAAUGUCCCAUUCUUGAGUAAGUACCCUCCAUUACAUCUGAAGUUGUAUAUCAGUGUAAUAUAGCAUGUUCUUCAAUACCAGUAGAAGUCCCAGUGAGUCACUUUGUUAAAUCAAAAUUGCCCCUGCAUGAAGACCCUGCCCUUUUUUUAAAUACUGCAGGAUACACAGGGAAAUAGAAGACUGGGGGGCAGUCCACAAGAUUCCUUUAUCUAACUUUUUAUGAUUUGAUAAUUAUUAUAAAUAUAGUCUGAUAGAGAUACAGUUCUCAAAGAGUUGGCUCAAAAAGAAAAACUGUGUAAAGAACUGGAACAAGAGCUUGAGAGAUACAAAGAAUGUGAUCCAGAAGUACUGAAAAAUAUGCAGCAAGAAACAAUAAUGGCAAAAGAAGGUGCUAACCGCUGGACUGACAAUGUCUUUACAAUCAAGACAUGGUGCGUUAGGAAGUUCAGUCUGGAAGAAAAAAUGAUUGACAAAAACUUUGGAAUUCCAGAGGAUUUUGACUAUAUGGAAUAAACUAAGAGACAAGAAAAUUUAAAAAAAGCAUUUAACAAGCUUAACUGUGCUACUGAAUGUUUCAUUCAGUGAAAUAUUUUUAGAGGUGUCUUUCAGAUUGGGAGACUUGAUAGUUGAGAAACUACUGUUUAAAUAGGUCCCUCCUCCCUGCCUCACACUUGCUUACAUAGGAUCAUAGGGAUACCACAAGGAAAGACUCCUUUUUUUAUUACCACAAUUUCCUCUUUGCUAAGCUAGUUCCAGCGAGUUCUUCUAUGUACAUGACUGGUAUAUGCCAAAAUAAAUUUUUGGUUUGCUCCUCCAUUUAUUUUUAAAUAAGUUUUGUCCCUAGUUGUUGCCACUGCUUUUAAAAUAAAAGCCUAUUAGCCCUUAUUCAUGAAAACAGGAGAAAUGAU